UACUCAUUUUCAGUAUAGUUGUUGCAUUUAGUGAUAAAAUUACAAUUUACGGUUUAAAGUUAUUUUGUGCGCAAUGAAAGAACUUUCUGAAAAAAAGGACCGCCGUAGGACAACUUCACUCAAUACUAUGUUCCAAGACAUGGAAUUGGAGGUUUUAAAACAAAAUAUUUUUAACAAGCAUAAGCAAGUGGUGCAUGAGAUUGAUGAAAAAUUAGAUAAAAUAUUUGACGACUUUUUAAUCGAAGUGAAUAAGCUAAGCUUAAAUCGUUUUGAAGUAGAAAAACUUUUUGAUGACGGUUUAAAUGGGAAACACAAAAGCAAGGCUGAAAUCACUGUCAAACAAAGUGACAAACCUAAAAAAUUUGAGCCUAGAGUUAAACUUCCAGAAAAGCAUUUCCAACCCAGGAACGCCCUACUCACAGACCUGUUUGAAAUCAAACACCUAAAAACGAUUUAUCACAUUUUUAUCGUUAUCUUCAACUUGCUAUUACUUAACGUUCUCAUAGCAGACUUUGCUGAUACGGGCAAAAUAAACAUAGGCUUAGGCCCGAUUAUAACUGGCUUUGGAGGUUUUCAUUAUGCUCUCAUCAUCUGGUGCAUGAUGCAAACAGUAACUUUUGGACUUUUUCCAGCAUUUAAUAUUUGGUCAGUAAUAACAAGGAAAUUUUUCAUAAAAAGUGACUUUGCUAUUAUAUGGCACAUGUUCAGUGUCUUAAUUGUCGCAAUGUACAUGAUCAUAUUUACAUUGGUAUUCACAAGAAUGGUUAUUUACUUUGAUAUGGCACCAGCUUCAUCUGUAGCAGCAUUAAUGGAAUUAGUAAGGUUCCUCAUGAAAUCUUAUGCAUUUAUAAGAACAAACGUUCCACGUAUCUUAAAUUCAAAAAAUAAACUCAAAACAGAUGAUAAUGAAUGGAACAAACCACAAUCAAAUGGAAAAAUGAAAACAAUAGAAAAUUUUAGAAUUAACGAAAAACGCCUUUUUCCAACUUUUGGGCAGUACGUAUAUUUCCUUUUCGCACCCACACUUGUUUAUCGGGAUGAAUAUCCUCGUACUAAACAAAUAAAAUGGAAAUUCGUUGCCAAAAGUUUCAUGGAAGUUAUUGGAGUAAUUUUCAUCUACAGUUUAAUUUCAGAGCGGAUCAUGUAUCCAGUUUACAAUCAGUUUGGAUCACAAGGAUAUGAAGUCAAUUUUAAGGAUUUAUUAGCAUCUGUAUUUAACAGUAUGUUGCCUGGAUUACUAUGUUUCUUAUGUGGAUUCUACUGUGUUCUUCAUUCAUGGAUGAAUGCAUUUGCUGAAAUGUUAAAAUUUGCUGACAGAAAAUUUUAUAGCGAUUGGUGGAACAGUUCAAACUUUACUGUCUAUUAUCGAACUUGGAAUGUUAUUGUACAUGAUUGGCUUUACCUUUACGUUUACAAAGAUUUAUAUGAAUAUGUAACAGGACGUAAUCGUGUUUUAUCACUAUUACUCGUAUUUACUCUAUCAGCAAUUUUUCACGAAUAUAUUCUUGGAUUCACCUUUAAAUUUUGCUAUCCUAUUUUAUUCGUGAUGUUUCAAGGCGUUGGUGUUGUGCUAAUAUUUCUCACAAAAAAAGAGCACAAAGCUUUUGGAAACAUUUUUAUGUGGCUUGCAAUAGCUAUAGGAAUGGGACUUAUACUUAGUUUAUAUCACAUGGAAUUUUAUGCAAGAAAGAACUGUGACUUUGAUCGAGAAGACUGGAGGAACUAUUUUAUACCAAUUUCAUGGUCAUGUAAUGGAAUAAAAUUUAGCGACAAUUGGGAAAUGAAAAUGCAUUUUUAAUUUUCUGUUUUGUAAGAUUUAUUUAAAACAUGUAAAUCUGUAAAAAGAAAAAUACAUUAAUAAAAAAUGAAAAUAAACUUUUAGCUUAUUUAUUUAUGAAUUGACAAAU
This is a messenger RNA of Clunio marinus, 1907 nucleotides long. NCBI's taxonomy places the organism in Eukaryota, Metazoa, Arthropoda, Insecta, Diptera, Chironomidae. The record is from the annotation of a GenBank genome assembly.